This is a messenger RNA of Sapajus apella (tufted capuchin), 1990 nucleotides long. It is a transcript of the gene SARS1, whose product is annotated as seryl-tRNA synthetase 1. Gene Ontology annotation, molecular function: tRNA binding; serine-tRNA ligase activity; ATP binding. Bases 111 to 1715 code for a protein of 534 amino acids. The transcript has 12 exons. The record is from RefSeq and is a predicted model, not a curated record. NCBI's taxonomy places the organism in Eukaryota, Metazoa, Chordata, Mammalia, Primates, Cebidae. Gene Ontology annotation, biological process: seryl-tRNA aminoacylation. Gene Ontology annotation, cellular component: cytosol.
GCGCCUGCGCAGGGAGAGCGGGUCGGCGCGCCGGCGCAGUGCCGCCGUCACAGGCUGAGUGCUGCGGCGCGAUCCUCGCUUCCCAGAGUGUUGGCCCGGGAGGAAAGAAGAUGGUGCUGGAUCUGGAUUUGUUUCGGGUGGAUAAAGGAGGGGACCCAGCCCUCAUCCGAGAGACACAAGAGAAACGCUUCAAGGACCCGGGACUAGUGGACCAGCUGGUGAAGGCAGACAGCGAGUGGCGACGAUGUAGAUUUCGGGCAGACAACUUGAACAAACUGAAGAACCUAUGCAGCAAGACAAUUGGAGAGAAAAUGAAGAAAAAAGAGCCAGUGGGAGAUGAUGACUCCAUCCCGGAGAAUGUACUGAAUUUCGAUGACCUUACUGCAGACACUUUAGCUAACCUGAAAGUCUCACAAAUCAAAAAAGUCCGACUCCUCAUUGAUGAAGCCAUCCUGAAGUGUGACGCUGAGCGGAUAAAGCUGGAAGCAGAGCGGUUUGAGAACCUUCGAGAGAUCGGGAACCUUCUGCACCCUUCUGUGCCCAUCAGUAACGAUGAGGAUGCAGACAACAAAGUAGAGAGGAUUUGGGGUGAUUGUUCCGUCAGGAAGAAGUACUCUCAUGUGGACCUGGUGGUGAUGGUAGAUGGCUUUGAAGGCGAAAAGGGGGCCGUGGUGGCUGGGAGUCGAGGGUACUUCUUGAAGGGGGUCCUGGUGUUCCUGGAACAGGCGCUCAUUCAGUAUGCUCUUCGCACCUUGGGAAGUCGGGGCUACACUCCCAUUUAUACCCCCUUUUUCAUGAGGAAAGAGGUCAUGCAGGAGGUGGCACAGCUCAGCCAGUUUGAUGAAGAACUUUAUAAGGUGAUUGGCAAAGGCAGUGAAAAGUCUGAUGACAACUCCUAUGAUGAGAAGUACCUGAUUGCCACCUCAGAGCAGCCCAUUGCGGCUCUGCACCGGGAUGAGUGGCUCCGGCCGGAGGACCUGCCCAUCAAGUACGCUGGUCUGUCCACCUGCUUCCGCCAGGAGGUGGGCUCCCAUGGCCGUGACACCCGUGGCAUCUUCCGAGUCCAUCAGUUUGAGAAGAUUGAACAGUUUGUAUACUCAUCACCCCAUGACAACAAGUCCUGGGAGAUGUUUGAAGAGAUGAUUACCACCGCAGAGGAGUUCUACCAGUCCCUGGGGAUUCCUUACCACAUUGUGAAUAUUGUCUCAGGUUCUUUGAAUCACGCUGCCAGUAAGAAGCUUGACCUGGAGGCCUGGUUUCCGGGCUCAGGAGCCUUCCGUGAGUUGGUCUCGUGUUCUAAUUGCACGGAUUACCAGGCUCGCCGGCUUCGAAUCCGAUAUGGGCAAACCAAGAAGAUGAUGGACAAGAGAAAGGAUAAUCUCCAUUUAUCUACACAGAACAAGUUGGAGGCUUCCCACUUCUCACCCAAGAAGGUGGAGUUUGUCCAUAUGCUCAAUGCUACCAUGUGCGCCACUACCCGUACCAUCUGCGCCAUCCUGGAGAACUACCAGACAGAGAAGGGCAUCACUGUGCCUGAGAAAUUGAAGGAGUUCAUGCCACCAGGACUGCAAGAACUGAUCCCCUUUGUGAAGCCUGCGCCCAUUGACCAGGAGCCAUCAAAGAAACAGAAGAAGCAACAUGAGGGCAGCAAAAAGAAAGCAAGAGACGUCACCCUGGAAAACCGGCUUCAGAACAUGGAGGUCACCGACGCCUGAACAUUCCUGCCUCCCUGUUUGCCAGGCUUUCAUUUCUGUCUGCCGAGAUCUCAGAGCCUGCCCAAGAGCAGGGAAGCCACGCACCCAUUCAUCGCCCUGCCCCCAUCUGAUUAUGUAGCUAAGAGGGGAACAGUGCCACGUACCGCACAGAUGUUCCUGUCUCCUCGCAUGGACAUAGGAACCCAUCACCGAUGACUGAUGAAACCGUGUAAUAAAGCAUCUCUGGGGAGGGCUUAGGACUUUUCCUCAGUCUUCUUCCUGGGACUUGAACCCUG